This is a messenger RNA of Spodoptera littoralis (African cotton leafworm), 1964 nucleotides long. Lineage: Eukaryota; Metazoa; Arthropoda; Insecta; Lepidoptera; Noctuidae. The record is from the annotation of a GenBank genome assembly.
AUGGCGGUGGAAAUUAGUAGGGAAUGCAUCUCAGUCCACAUCGGCCAGGCUGGCGUUCAGAUUGGCAAUGCCUGCUGGGAGCUCUACUGCUUGGAGCAUGGCAUCCAGCCUGAUGGUCAGAUGCCCUCUGACAAGACCCUGGGAGGUGGAGACGACUCGUUCAACACAUUCUUCAGUGAAACUGGUGCUGGCAAGCAUGUGCCCAGGGCUGUGUUCGUAGACUUGGAGCCUACUGUAGUAGACGAGGUGCGCACAGGCACAUACCGUCAGCUGUUUCAUCCGGAACAGCUUAUCACUGGCAAGGAAGAUGCCGCCAACAACUACGCGCGCGGACACUACACCAUCGGCAAGGAGAUCGUCGACGUCGUCCUCGACAGGAUCAGGAAACUUGCUGACCAAUGUACUGGACUCCAGGGAUUCCUGGUGUUCCACUCGUUCGGAGGUGGCACCGGCUCCGGCUUCACGUCCCUGCUGAUGGAACGUCUAUCUGUGGACUACGGCAAGAAGUCCAAGCUCGAGUUCUCCAUCUACCCAGCACCUCAGGUGUCCACCGCCGUAGUGGAGCCCUACAACUCUAUCCUGACCACCCACACCACCCUGGAGCACUCGGACUGCGCCUUCAUGGUCGACAACGAGGCCAUCUACGACAUCUGCAGGAGGAACCUCGACAUUGAGAGACCCACAUACACCAACCUCAACCGACUUAUCGGACAGAUCGUAUCAUCAAUCACGGCGUCCCUGAGGUUCGACGGUGCGCUGAACGUAGACCUGACGGAGUUCCAGACCAACUUGGUGCCGUACCCUCGUAUCCACUUCCCUCUCGCUACGUACGCCCCCGUCAUCUCCGCAGAGAAGGCCUACCAUGAACAACUGACUGUCGCUGAGAUCACCAACGCCUGCUUCGAGCCCGCGAACCAGAUGGUGAAAUGCGACCCCCGUCACGGCAAAUACAUGGCUUGCUGCAUGUUGUACAGAGGUGACGUCGUUCCUAAGGACGUGAACGCAGCCAUUGCCACCAUCAAGACCAAGAGGACCAUCCAGUUUGUGGACUGGUGCCCCACAGGAUUCAAGGUGGGCAUCAACUACCAGCCCCCGACGGUGGUGCCGGGCGGCGACCUGGCCAAGGUGCAGCGCGCUGUCUGCAUGUUGUCCAACACCACCGCCAUCGCUGAGGCCUGGGCUCGAUUGGACCACAAAUUCGACUUGAUGUACGCUAAGCGUGCUUUCGUCCACUGGUACGUCGGUGAGGGAAUGGAGGAGGGAGAAUUCUCUGAGGCUCGUGAGGACUUGGCUGCUCUUGAGAAGGACUACGAAGAGGUCGGAGUGGACUCCACUGAGGGCGAACUUGAUGAGGAAAAUGAGUACUAAAUGACAAAGUUCUAACAGGCUGGAUAUACGGCGUUUUCGAAGUAUCGUCUUGUCAACUUUACUUAGUCGAUUUUUUACCUAUUCCUCCGUUGUAUGUCCAGUCAUUCGAUCACUUGAAAUGUAGCUUGGACGGCCCUGAUUUGGUAUAACUUUACUAAUGUACAACAGCUACAUUUCAUCUGGUGUUUCCAUGAUCAAUUGUAAACGAGUACCAACUUCGUGAUUAUAUCCAUUCAUAUUUUUUCCAAUGUCGUCAAAAUAAAGUAAGAAGUUUUUUACAUUGAUAAUGUAGUACGUAAGAACGUGAGCUUGGACGAGCGUGUGCGCAGUGCAAACUUUUGAGACAAAAAUACUUUCAACGAGAUGAAACAUAAAGUUUGACAAACUGUGAAUUGUAACAAAAUAAUUUGCAUUUAUUAAUUUUAAAAAGGAAUUCGUGAUAAUCUAACAUUCUUGAGAGUUAGAUGUAUAGUUAUAUCAUUUUAUAUCGUAAGCUAACUUAUUGACAACUAAUUUUACGCUUCGGAGAAGUGCAUUUGUGUGUUUGAGAAUAAUAAUUUAUUUUUAAUGCACAAUAAAGACUUUUUACACAUAAA